AUGCUGCGAGCAGCCGCACUCCUACUGCUCAUCAGGACUUGGCUCGCAGAGAGCAACGGCCCCAGUCCCACCCCGAAAUUCCACUUCGAGCUCUCCCCCAGCAUGCCUGAAGUCAUCCUGGAUCUCUUCAACUGCAAAAAUUGUGCAAAUGAAGCUGUAGUUCAAAAGAUUUUGGACAGGGUGCUGUCAACAUAUGAUGUCCGACUGAGACCAAAUUUUGGAGGUGCUCCUGUGCCUGUGUCAGUAUCUAUCUAUGUCUCCAGUAUUGAACAGAUCUCAGAAAUAAAUAUGGACUAUACAAUCACAAUGUUUUUGCAUCAGACCUGGAAGGACACACGCUUAGCAUACUAUGAAACUAACCUGAACCUGACUCUGGACUAUCGUAUGCAUGAAAAGCUGUGGGUCCCUGACUGCUACUUUGUGAAUAGCAAAAAUGCCUUUGUGCAUGAUGUAACUGUGGAGAAUCGUGUGUUUCAGCUUCACCCAGAUGGAACAGUGCGAUACGGCAUCCGGUGAGUUCACACUUAUCUGGAUCUGCAAAAAUUCCCUAUGGACAAGCAAGCCUGCAAGCUGGAGGUGGAGAGCUAUGGCUAUACCAUCGAUGACAUUGUAUUAUCCUGGGAAGAUGAGAAUGCCAUCCACAUUACUGAUGAGCUGCACAUCCCUCAGUUUACCUACCUGGGGAGGACAAUUACUAGCAAGGAGGUGUAUUUCUACACAGGUUCCUACAUGCGCCUGAUAGUGAAGUUCCAGGUUCAGAGGGAAGUCCGAAGUUACCUUGUACAGGUCUAUUGGCCCACAGUCCUCACCACCAUUCUCUCCUGGAUAUCAUUUUGGAUGAACUAUGAUUCCUCUGCAGCCAGGGUGACAAUUGGCCUAACUUCUAUUCUUGUCCUGACCACUAUCGACUCACAUAUGCGGGAUAAACUCCCCCAUAUUUCCUGUAUCAAAGCCAUUGACAUCUACAUCCUUGUGUGCCUGUUCUUCGUGUUCCUGUCCCUGCUGGAGUAUGUCUACAUCAACUACCUUUUCUUCAGCCAAGAAUCUCGGCGCAACCGCAGGAGAUUCAAGAAACCCAGGAGAGUUGUUGCUCGAUACCGCUACCAAGAAGUGGUGGUGGGAAAUGUGCAGGAUGGCCUGAUUAAUGUGGAAGACAGAAUGGAAGACAGAGUUGGUCCCCUUCCUGACAGCCCCAUGCAGGCUCAUCUGGCAAGCCUGGAAAGUCUUGGAUCCUUGGUGUUAACCUCAGAGCAGGCCCAGCUAGCUACCUCAGAAAGCCUCAGCCUGCUCUCUUCUAACUCAAGCCAGGCCCAAUUGGCCACUGGAGAAAGCCUGAGUGAUCUGCCCUCCACUUCUCAGCAAACACUGCAUGACUGUACCAUUCACUUUCAUGGCUUCCUCACAAAUGACAGUAUUAUCCCCAUCAAAAUCCACAACCAUUCUGAGGUCCAUGGUGAUGAAGACUCCGAAGAGAGCCUGAGCUCUGAUGAGACUCAUGACCAUGACAGCAACCCCGGUGGAAGGCUCGUGUUCCACAGUGGCCAGAGGUGUGUGCAAGAAGCAAAUUGGAACCUUGAUAAGAUUGAGAGCUUACAGGAUGACAUCAGUAUCAAGAGCAGCUGUCUUGGCCUUGAUGAACCACACAAGGGGGAUGCUGACAGUAUCUGGAGCCUUACUGAUGAGGAGCUCAUGGCCUGUGACCGAGAGGACAGUAGCUCAGAGUCUGAGGAGAGUUGCCCCUCAAGCCCUGGGUGCUCCUUCAAUGAAGGGUUCUCUUUCCAGCUCUUUAACCCUGACCAAGUCCCUAAGGUUGAUAGGUGGUCCCGCUUCCUCUUCCCUCUUUCCUUUGGGUUGUUCAAUGUGGUUUACUGGUUGUACCACAUCUAUUAG
Cricetulus griseus (Chinese hamster) is the source of this 1890-nucleotide messenger RNA. The record is from RefSeq and is a predicted model, not a curated record. NCBI's taxonomy places the organism in Eukaryota, Metazoa, Chordata, Mammalia, Rodentia, Cricetidae.